Messenger RNA from Dovyalis caffra, 2367 nucleotides. The record is from the annotation of a GenBank genome assembly. NCBI's taxonomy places the organism in Eukaryota, Viridiplantae, Streptophyta, Magnoliopsida, Malpighiales, Salicaceae.
AUGAAAAGUUUUACCAUAUGCUAUGUAUUCUUUUUCCUCCUCUCUGUUGCAUUUCUGAUAGAAUAUUCAGGAGCAGCUGAGGGAGACAAGGAUGGGGUUUAUAUUGUCUACAUGGGAGCUGCGGCAGCAAAUGGUUCUUUAAAGAAUGAGCAUGCUCAGCUUCUGAGAUCUUUGUUAAGACGGAGAAAGAAUGCUCUAGUGCACAGCUAUGAACAUGGAAUUUCAGGGUUUGCAGCUCGUUUAUCAGCAGCAGAAGCACAAUCAAUUGCUAAAAAACCUGGAGUAGUAUCAGUUUUUCCUGAUCCUGUCUACCAACUCCACACAACUCGUUCAUGGGAUUUCUUGGAGUAUGGAACCGAUCCAGAGAUUGACUCGAAUCCGCAUUAUGAUUCGAACUCGUCUUCUCAAGAAUCUGACACGAUCAUUGGAUUUUUAGAUACAGGUAUUUGGCCUGAGUCUGAGAGUUUCAACGACAAGGAUAUGGGUCCAAUACCAUCACGCUGGAAGGGUGCCUGUGCUGAAGCGCAUGAUUUCAAUUCAUCCAACUGUAAUAGGAAGUUUGGGUCAGAAUUUGUGUUGGGUGAUAACAAGGUGAUUAAGGGUGAAGCCAUAAAUUUUGCCAAUAUUGGAAAAUCUCCAGUGCAUCCGUUGGUAUAUGGAACUAAGUUAGUUAGAGACUGCUUCCCAGAUUCUAUGGCCGAUGACACGAUCAAAGGAAAGAUCGUCAUCUGUGAGAAUUAUAACGAUACAGGGUCACAGUAUGUCAAGAAAUCGGAAGUGCAGAACUUGGGAGGAAUUGGACUUGUUUUGGUUGAGGACAGGUCAAGGGGACUUGCAAAUAAUUUCCAGGAAUUUCCAAUGACUGUGAUCCGUUCAAAGGAUGCUGCUGAGCCUGAUAUUGCAGCUCCAGGAACAGACAUACUUGCAGCUUGGUUGGACAAUGAUACCGCAGUGACUCUUAAAGGUAAAGAAUCCCCAAAAUUCAACAUUAUCUCAGGAACUUCCAUGUCAUGUCCACAUGUUUCUGGAAUGGCUGCUGUGGUCAAAUCCCAGUACCCCUCAUGGAGUCCCUCUGCAAUCAAAUCAGCCAUUAUGACAACAGCAUCUCAGAUAAGCAAUACGGGGGGCUCAAUAACAACAGAAUUAGGUUCCAUAGCCACAGCUUAUGAUUAUGGGGCGGGAGAAAUAAGCAUCAGUGGACCAUUACAACCAGGUCUUGUUUAUGAAACCACAACCAUUGACUACUUAAACUUCCUAUGCUAUCACGGCUACAAUACAUCCACAAUCAAAGUUAUUUCAAAAGAUGUUCCAGCUGGUUUUGCUUGUCCGAAGGACUCAAGCGUUGAUCUUAUGUCCAACAUCAACUAUCCGUCCAUAGCAGUUUUCAACCUCACUGGAAAUCAGACCAGGGCUGUUAACAGAACCCUUACAAAUGUUGCUGGAGAUGGUACUAUAACAUACUCUCUAACCACUGAAGCACCACCGAGCGUUCUGAAAAUCGAAGUGAGUCCGACUAGCCUGCAAUUUAACAAAAAUGGGCAGAGACUGAGUUAUCAAGUAAUUUUCAAGCCAACUGUCUCUUCAUUAAAGGAAGACGUUUUUGGGUCGAUUAUAUGGGCUAACAAAAAAUUUAAAGUCCGAACUCCAUUUGUUGUAAGUAAAUUAGGAGCAGCUGAAGGAGCAGCUGAAGGAGAUAAGGAUGGUGUUUAUAUUGUUUACAUGGGAGCUGCGACAGCAGAUGUUUCUUCAAAGAAUCACCAUGCCCAGCUUCUGAGCUCUGUUUUGAAACGGAGAAAGAAUGCUGUAGUGCACAGUUAUGAACAUGGAAUUUCAGGGUUUGCAGCUCGUUUAUCAGCAGCAGAAGCACAAUCAAUAGCUAAAAAACCCGGAGUUGUAUCAGUUUUUCCUGAUCCUGUCUACCAACUUCACACAACUCGUUCCUGGGAUUUCUUGAAAUAUGGAACCGAUGUAAAGAUUGACUUACGCCCCAAUUCUGACUCUAACUCCUCUUCUCCAGGAUAUGAUGCGAUCAUUGGAAUUAUAGAUACAGGUAUUUGGCCCGAGUCUGAGAGUUUUAGUGACAAGGAUUUGGGUUCAAUACCAUCGCGCUGGAACGGUUCCUGUGCCGAUGCGCAUGAUUUCAACUCAUCCAAUUGUAAUAGAAAAAUAAUUGGAGCAAGAUCUUACGGUGAUGAUGGUGAUAGACUGGAUAAUACACCAAGAGAUAUGAUUGGGCAUGGCACUCAUGGUGAAGCCAUAAAUUUUGCCAGUAUUGGAAAAUUUCCGGUACAUCCGUUGAUAUAUGCAAAGUCAGCCAAGAAUACUGACGUGACUGAAAGUGAGGCUAGGUAUGCAAUAUUUACGUGA